UUAGUUUCCUUCAUAUAGUAGCUUCAUUGUGGUCGUUUGGAUCCGGUUGUAGAGAUGUUUAGAGCCUCCCUUUGUAUCUGUUGCGUUAUCCAGUAGGAGCGUUACCUCGGGGAGAAUCCGAAAAGCGAUGAAAGUCCGUGUUGCGCCGCCGGUUCUCCCGAUUCCUCUCUCCUCUCUCUGGCCGUGCGGCCGCCGCGCCGCAACAGGUAGUAGACUCUCCUCGGCCAUCUCGGCUGCUCGGCUGCUGGCUUGGUCGCUUCUUCCUGGUGCUCUGCGUGCAUCGUCGCUCGUCGGUUGGGCCUUUCGUCCGCGCUCUUCCGGACUAUUUUUGUUGUUUCGGCGUCGCGUCCGCCGCCGGGGAAGCGUAUACGCUUGUUUUGGUCGCCGUGCGAGGUUUCGCGUGUAUUGUGCAUGCUCGUGCCGUCGCCGUCGUUGAUGCGGCGUCUUUGGGGCAUCCGUCGUGCACUGUCGUUCUGCAGAUGACCAAGAAUCGGGAUAACCAGGCGCUGAUUCACCCCAACAACCGUCGCCGACGAUGAUCGUAUAAUGCACGCUUAUUAUCAU
Messenger RNA from Phyllotreta striolata, 564 nucleotides. NCBI's taxonomy places the organism in Eukaryota, Metazoa, Arthropoda, Insecta, Coleoptera, Chrysomelidae. The record is from the annotation of a GenBank genome assembly.